UAUUCAUUUCAUUGUCUUCCAGUCUCCCUGUCCAGCCAGCAAACCAGCGUCCUGCUCCCUUCCAUGUGCAAGUUUUUCUUCUUCAAUUCUAAACAUCAAAACACUAAACACUGAACAUGAAACUUGUAGCCUAGAUCAUUGUGAACAAAACCCAUAAGCCAUUUUACCUUGGAAAGCUUAGAAUCAAGAGAUUUUCUCAUCUUCCCCUUCGUGGUACUGUUCAUGGCCGAAAAUAAAUGUUGAAUUUUGGUUGAUUCAAGGCUUGGAGGUUGUUCUUUUGGAGGCUUAGGACUUGGGUGAGAUCAUAAAAUCUACUAGUUGUUGCCACUAAGCAUACACACAGAGAGAGGGUGGAAAACAAGUAGCAACAUCCAUGAGUAAGCACCCUCACCCCACUCCAAUCCUUUUCUUCAAGAUUAUUCCUGGAACAAGUCUUGCAGAUGGAAAGCUUAAGAUUCCAUACAAUUUCGUUAGGAAAUAUGGUGGUGACAUGUCAAACCCAAUGUUUCUCAAACCUCCAGAUGGCACUGAAUGGGAAGUAUUUUGGACUAAACAUGAUGGUGAUAUUUGGCUUCAAAAGGGUUGGAAAGAAUUUGCUACAUAUUACUCUCUAGAUCAUGGUCAUUUGGUGUUGUUUGAAUACAAGCAAACUUGUCAUUUUGAGGUACACAUAUUUGACAAGAGUACCCUUGAAAUAGAUUAUCCUCUGCAUGUCUCUCAAGAUGUACAGUACAACCUUGACCAGAUCAGUGAUGAUGACUCAGUUAAAAUUUUAGAUGAGAUACCACCAUGCCAUAAGACUAGACAAAAAUCACCAAUGCCUUCUCCUCAACCAUGUAAAAAAUCAAGAACUGGCGCAAGUGGAGAUGUUAAGAGAAGAUCCACAGAGCAAAACUUGCCUCAGCAUGUCCAAACUGAAGGCACAAACUUUGAGAAGUCUAAAUUUUCAUCUGUAAAGAAAGAAUCGGAUGAAUCAGUUCAAGGAGAGGGAAUCAAUUGGCUAGACCCUCAGAGAGUUGUGGAUGUUGAAAAUACAACUGUUGUUACCAGAAAAGGUGAGAAGGCUACUCACUGCCCCUUCACAAAUGGAGCACUGAAUGAAGCUAAUAAAUUUGCCUCAGAAAAUCCCUUUUUCACAAUCAAUAUUAACUCGGGAGUUAGACCGCAUGUACCAAGAGCCUUCAUCAAAGAGUGCUUGAAUAACAAGACGCAGAUUGUGAAGUUACAAUUUGGAAAGAAAUUGUGGCCUGUAAAGUUGCUUGGUUAUCCACGCAACAAUGGCAUAUUGUCUAGUGGUUGGUCCCAAUUUGCAGGAGAAAGUGAAUUGUUAGGUGGAGAGCUUUGUGUCUUGGAGCUCAUCAAUAGAGAAGAUGCAGUGCUUCGUGUUCAUAUUUUCAGAGGCCACUGUUAGACAAUAAAAUUGGAGCUGUUUGCAUUUGUUAUCUUAGCUCUUAAAGAUGUAUCGUUCCUCUCGAAUGCGGUGGAUUAUGAUUUGGAAUGUUAUUUUUGAAUAAAUUAAAAAUAUAUUUGG
Molecule: messenger RNA, 1531 nt
Organism: Gastrolobium bilobum
Lineage: Eukaryota; Viridiplantae; Streptophyta; Magnoliopsida; Fabales; Fabaceae
Product: B3 domain-containing transcription factor VRN1-like
Exons: 6
Coding region: 374-1411 (345 amino acids)
Molecular function (GO): DNA binding
Source: RefSeq, a predicted model, not a curated record